Molecule: messenger RNA, 543 nt
Organism: Colletotrichum truncatum
Lineage: Eukaryota; Fungi; Ascomycota; Sordariomycetes; Glomerellales; Glomerellaceae
Source: RefSeq, a predicted model, not a curated record
AUGCGUUCUUUCGCUGUCCUCUCCGCUGCCGGCCUCGCUGCCGCCCAGGUCACCUCCAUCAUCAUCACCAACGGCAUCACCACCACCAUCACCCUCCCCGUCUUCCCUGAGCCGACGCCCACCGCCACCGUCACCGCCACCGUCCCCGAGACGACCGUGACCGUCUCUCCUGCCCCUGUGUCAACCGUGACCGCCUCUCCCACUCUCGAGACUCUCUUGCCGAGCACCACCGUGACCGUCUCCGUCGGCACCUCUACUGUCGAGAGCGGCGUCACCACCACCACUGUCAUCAGUGUUCCUCCCGUUCCUCUUCCGACUGUCUCCGACCCCAUCAUCACCCUCAACCCCAUUACCACCAUCACCGGCCUCCCCACCCUCAACUCCACCCUCGUGACCGCCACCAGGACCUUCUACACCUCUACUCCCAACGCAACCACCUCCGGCCCCGUCGUCGUGCCCACCGCGGCCGCCGACAAGGUCUCCCUCAAGAGCUCCGCCGCCGGCCUGGUCGCCUUCGGUAUCGCCAGCUUCUUCCUGUUGUAA